Messenger RNA from Epithele typhae, 1689 nucleotides. RefSeq lists its product as uncharacterized. The transcript has 3 exons. NCBI's taxonomy places the organism in Eukaryota, Fungi, Basidiomycota, Agaricomycetes, Polyporales, Epitheliaceae. Gene Ontology annotation, molecular function: protein binding. The record is from RefSeq and is a predicted model, not a curated record. The coding region runs from base 1 to 1689 and encodes 562 amino acids.
AUGGCGAGCAUACCACUGGCAAUCAGCCGUGCCAGCACCUUUCAUCAUCUGGACGACGACGUGCUACUCGAACUGGUCUCCUAUCUACACUGGUUCAAUCUAGCCAAUUUAUCCACGACGUGUCGCCGUAUGCGCAUCAUAUGUAUCCCAGCCCUAUUUUCCACUGCUUCCAUUCGUGCCCAGUGUCUUUCAUCAAGAACCGUGAACGCUCUGCCGGAGCAGGCUCGAUUUUGCGUACGUACUCUGAGGCUCAACGGCUUCUUCGAUCGCCCAUACCCAGAGUCUGGUCUGACCCGGUUACCACCUGCUCCGAAGAGGGUCACUGAAGACAUCGAAUCUCGCGCAGCAGCGAAUUUAUCGACCAUCAUUCAUUCAAUGCCUCAUCUGGAGACCGUCAUUAUAGACAGCCCUUAUAGGUUCUACCGGUGGCUUGGGAGGAACCCUCCUACAGUCGGGGUGCCUUUCGAUGUUCUCAUGGUCAUCCUGCGCGCUUCAGACAUUCGGCAGAUGAUUGUCAACCGCAUACUGUACCAUGAAGACGACUUCAUCCCCGAAACGCCACAUCUUCCCCUUCACAUUCCACGCAUCAAAUCGUUCCGCUACGUGCUGCCGACGUAUCGGGAAGGAACUCGAGCGUAUGACGCCGAGGCCGCUGUUCUCAAGCUCAUCAUUCCGCCGCUCGGCGGCUCCGUCACAACGCUUCACCUCCCUACCGAGAACGCGCCGUUUCACGAGAUGUCGCUUUGCGAAUGGCCGGCACUCCAAGAGCUCGCGCUCGAGGGCGAACAUCUCGCGCUCGCCGGCGUCACUCCCACGCCGUACAUCUCCUUCCUCGCACGGAUGCCCCACCUUCGUCGUCUCCGCCUGCACAUAGCAGAUGUACACAGGGCUCCUAUGUCACCUCUACUAUCAGCAAUAGAGUCACCUCCGGCGAUAUGGCCCACCUCAGCCCCCUCGAUGUCAAAGCCGCCUCUACAGGCACUUGAAGAGCUCACCGUCAGCCAUCCUCGCGUCGACGACCAGUUGUGGGGACAACUGCCUCCUAGCCUGCGGAAUGUACGGCUUCGUUCGUGGCCGUACCACAGGUCGCUCGAGCACUUGGGCGAAGGUCGGAAUUUCCCUCUGGCGGGGACCACCUUGUGCUGGAGCUCGCCGCAUGUCCCAUCCUCCAAGCUCUCCCACAUAAUCACCUCCUAUCGCGAGUCGUGCAACGUGACAAAACUAGAGCUUGAAUACCACACCAACGAUAAAGAAUCGACGCUGCUGGAGACUGUCGCCGCCGCGUUCCCGGCUCUGCAGAGGCUGACGCUCUCACGGAACGACGACCACAAGGGGACGAAAGCAGCAUGGGCAGACAUCAUCGACGUUGCCGAAGCGCUGCGUGGUCUGCACGACUUGUGUUCUGUCAGAAUGUUCAUUGGAUGGAACAAAGAACGGGAAAUCGGCCUCGGAGCCUUCGACGGAGCCCCUGCUGAAGUACAAACCGAGGCGGCGUCGAUGCGUGAACAGGAACCGGAUGUGGCGAUAUGGUGUCUCGAGCUGAUCGCUAGAGUGUUCGUGCGAGUGCUGGGCCCGGCCAUUGAAUUUGUAGAUCUGGCUUAUCCCGGGACCGAGUGGUGCUGGAUCAGAUUCCGGCCGAAUGACCUGGAUAUGCGUAUGCGGGAGGAGAGACUAGUGCCUUGGUGGUAG